Musa acuminata AAA Group (dessert banana) is the source of this 647-nucleotide messenger RNA. RefSeq lists its product as uncharacterized. Lineage: Eukaryota; Viridiplantae; Streptophyta; Magnoliopsida; Zingiberales; Musaceae. The transcript is spliced from 4 exons. The record is from RefSeq and is a predicted model, not a curated record. Bases 91 to 360 code for a protein of 89 amino acids. Gene Ontology annotation, cellular component: mitochondrion.
GUUGCUUUUCUCCCACGACCGCGGAUAGGCCCCAAGCUCUUCCAGUCUCGGCGAAACCCUAACCCCCGUCGAAUUCGCUAGUUUCGUCGAAUGGCGUCGAGUUGCGUGCGAUCCAUGAGCCGCCGCAUCGCUCUGUCUUGCCUCGGGUCACUCGGUGUCAGAUCGAGACCCGUCGCCGCCGCUCCGUGUCCGAUCCGCCGCUUCUCUACCCUCUCCAGGAUUCCUGUCGAGUUGGGGUGCUGCGGCGGCUCCCUGUUCCCGUUGCACAGCGCGGUGGCGGCGGCGAGGCUGACGUCGCGUUUGAGCGCCACCUCCCGCGGCGGCCGGGCUCUCUCACAGGAUCACAUUGAUGGUACAUGAAGCAAAAUUGCUUCAUCCUUUUGCUAUUUUCAAAGAGACGGGUCUUUCGGUCGGAAGGUGAUUCUUGAAGUCUGACCACAGUCGGAGAGUCUUUUACCUGCUCAGGGAGGUGGGGGAGGUGCACAAAUUUGUAGAACUCGGACGUCGAUGAGUUCAAAUUUUACAGAAAAAAGGAUGUUAAAUAAUUGCUGAAUUCAGAGUACCUCAUUUCAUAACUGACCUUCUAUCUUCUUUUGUGCUGUAUUUUUUUUCCCAUCCAUAAUUUUAGUAUGGUAUGCUUACAAAUC